This is a messenger RNA of Pangasianodon hypophthalmus (striped catfish), 2614 nucleotides long. It is a transcript of the gene taf6l, whose product is annotated as TAF6-like RNA polymerase II, p300/CBP-associated factor (PCAF)-associated factor. The coding region runs from base 414 to 2336 and encodes 640 amino acids. The transcript is spliced from 11 exons. The record is from RefSeq and is a predicted model, not a curated record. Gene Ontology annotation, cellular component: SLIK (SAGA-like) complex; transcription factor TFIID complex; SAGA complex. Gene Ontology annotation, biological process: transcription initiation at RNA polymerase II promoter; RNA polymerase II preinitiation complex assembly. Gene Ontology annotation, molecular function: transcription coactivator activity; RNA polymerase II general transcription initiation factor activity; protein heterodimerization activity. NCBI's taxonomy places the organism in Eukaryota, Metazoa, Chordata, Actinopteri, Siluriformes, Pangasiidae.
CUUGCAACCAAUCAGGUCUUUUAUUUUGAAGUGAUGGAAUAUGGCGCACAUCGAAAGCUAAAAGGUAGAGAUUAACUUGGCAAAUAGACAGCAAGAAGUUCGUGUAUUUCCUAAUAUCCGAACCCUGACUAAUAAGACGGGUGAAAAGCUACCAGAUUAACUAGCGUUGUUAAAAGCAGUGAAUUUCUCGGUGUAGCUGCUGUCUUGGGGUACUUUUCUGGGGUUUUUCUUUACACAUUUAUAAACUCCUGGUUGGUCUAUAUAGUGCCUGUGUGUGUAUAUAACAAGCUCGCGCGCGGUUCAUGAGCUAGCUAGCUAGCACAGCGCCUGCUCUCCUUAUGUGAUGCUCUACGUUAGCACCUUAUUAAAGCUGAAAAGCUGACCGUGUUUGCGUUUGGACGCUUAUCGUGAAGAUGACUGAGAGUAGAGAAGAGCGUCGUUUCGCUGAAGUAUCCCGAGACUCCAUCAGACUGAUGGCGGAGAGCGCCGGGGUCGAGCUGGGUGAGGAGUUAGCCUCGAUGCUCGCCGAGGACGUGUGUUACCGCCUCAGAGAAGCGACACAGAACAGCUCACAGUUCAUGAGACACGCCAAGAGACGCAAACUGACUGUAGAGGACUUCAACAGAGGACUGCGCUGGAGCAACACUGAGGUUAUUUGCGGUUACGGUGCCCAAGAUGCCGUACCAUUCCGUCCGCUGAAAGAGGGCGAUCUUUUCUUUGUUGAGGAUCGAGAGGUUAACCUGGUCGAGUUGGCUCUUGCCACCAACAUUCCCAAGGGAUGUGCUGAGACAACAGUGCGAGUGCAUGUGUCUUAUCUCGAUGGAAAAGGAAAUCUGGAACCUCAGGGCACAGUCCCCAGUGCUGUACAGUCUCUGUCAGAUGACCUACUCAAGUAUUACCAGCAGAUCACUAGAGCCAUAUUAGGAGAGGAUCCACAUCUUAUGAAGGUUGCUUUAAUGGAUCUUCAGUCCAACUCCAAGAUUGCCGCUCUCCUGCCUUAUUUUGUUUAUGUCAUCAGUGGGGUGAAGUCUGUAAGUCAUGAUCUGGAUCAGCUGAACCGGCUGUUGCACAUGGUGAAGAGUCUGGUUCAGAACCCAUACCUGUAUCUUGGCUCCUAUGUGCGCAGUCUGGUUUCCAGCGUUAUGUACUGCAUCCUGGAGCCACUUGCCGCAUCUAUUAAUCCACUCAAUGACCACUGGACCCUGAGGGACUACGCUGCUCUGCUUCUCAGCCAUAUCUUCUGGACUCACGGUGAUCUGGUGAGUGGAUUGUACCGUCAGAUUCUGUUGUCACUGCAGAAAGUCCUGUCAGACCCAGUGCGUCCUCUUUGCUCUCACUAUGGAGCUGUGGUCGGCUUGCACGCUCUCGGCUGGAAGGCUGUAGAGCGUGUGUUGUAUCCCCACCUGCCUGCCUACUGGGCGAAUCUGCAAGCCGUGCUGGAUGAUUACUCUGUCUCUAAUGCGCAAGUAAAAGCAGAUGGGCACAAAGUCUAUGGAGCCAUUCUGGUGGCGGUGGAGCGUCUGCUAAAAAUGAAAGCUGUGAGUUUGACUGCAGAAGGGGGUCCAGCUGCUCUUCAGAGUUCUGCGGGAGGAGGGAUGUGCUUCAGAGAGAGCUCACCAGGCCUCAGUCCCCCUCCUGAACCCCUCUCUGAAGCCCCUCUGGGUAUCGCAAGCCACUUGCAGGCAGCUGGAACAGGAUGCCAGUGGGAGGAGUGGACCCCUGUCUCUCUGCCUGCCAUGUACUGUGAGCUCUACUCCUUCUUUGGAGACAGUUUGGCUGUGCGUUUUAGCACAGGGCCUGCAUUAGGCAGUGCACCACCUGCAGCCCCAGUGCAACCUUCUGAUGCCAGGAAAGAGUCGGGGAGUGGCGCAGGCAGCAUGGAGAGCACACGCAAGAUGCCACAGCUCACUGCUAGCAUGAACCUCAGCCCCAGACCAGAUGGAAGCCCACGUACUGAGACUGUACCACCUACUCUGGGUGCUACUGCAUCAGGGAGGUCUCUGGCACGCUCUUCUUCCUCCUCCUCAUCCGCAGUCCCUCGUUCCAGGUCCUCCUCCCGUCCAGGGCGUUCUGCCAGCCAGUCAAGAGACAUCUUCCCAAAAGCUCGUUUCCUGCCUUCCCAGGUGGGGCCUCCAGCCUUCUCCUUUUUGAUUGGUGGGCGACAGAUGGGCCGGCGAUGCCAGGGACGACGUUUCCAGACGAGCUUCACUCCAACUCCAUCCGUCAGCUCCCUUCCUCCACGGGCCUACGCCCACAAACUGCCAGUCAUCGGGAGAGUGAGCAAACCAGUGAGGCGCUGGACGUGCUCUCAUUAUUCACUGUAUCUGCCUCUUUAAGGCACACAGAGACACUGGGUUGGCUGGUUGUACUGUGGAACCAGCUACUUAAGCUUCCUCAUGAACUGUUUCCCCCUUGAACUCUUUAAAGCACUAGAUUUAGAAAGAACAGCUGCAUAACUGUUCUUAGGCUGACCACAGACAUGUUUUUUUCAACACACCAUGACCUUAAUACCAGCAGUUAGAUUUAUUUGUGAAAUACUUUUUUGUUGGUUGUCUUUCAAGACGUUGUAUCAUGUAAGUGGAAAUAUUGUAAAAUAAAGCCAUGCACACUGUGA